AUGGUCACCAUGCCAGAAGUCAACAGGGCGACCUCCGGUACUGAGGAGCGAACAGCUACUAGAGAUGACGAAAUUGCUACUGACGAAAAGAAAAUCGCAAGCAAGGCCCCGGAUAGUACCGAAGUAGGGGUAGUAGAAGAAGGACCACAGAAGACGUACUACAGCAGUCUGUCUGUUUGGUUGAUGGUUUUGUUCUCGGGACUGGCAAUAGGCUCAGAUGGCUACAACGCCGCCGUCAUUGGAAACGUCGAACUGCUACUUGCAAUCCUUUACCCUGACGAUCUGACUACCACGAUAUACCAGAGGCUCUCCAAUGCUUUUCUGAUCGGCAUGAUUGUGGGAAUGAUACUUUUCGGCGUCAUCAGUGACCAACUUGGCCGUAAGACUGGUGCUGUGGCCACAACAAUCUUGCUGGUACUAGGCAUCGCCUUGUCGACUGCAGCCAGUGGUACCACGACCACAGGCAUGUUUUGGAUGCUUAUCAUUGCUCGUGGUAUUGCCGGUGUAGGCGCAGGAGGAGAAUACCCAGUCUCUGGAGCUGGUGCCGCCGAAGCGACCGACGAAGACGCCAAGUUUCGCAAAAGAAGGGGCUUCAUGUUUGCGAUGCUCGCAGACUUAUCAGCCAGUCUAGGAUAUGUUUGGGGAGGUUUGGUGCCUCUGCUGCUGCUGUUGUGCGUUGGCCAGCAAGUUUCAAAAUACCAUAUUGUUUGGCGAACCUCGUUUGCGUUGGGUAUGGCACCCCCCCUUCUCAUCUUCUGGUUCCGGAUGCGGAUGGCAGUCUCGACAGCGUACCGAAAGUCAGCAUUGCGGAAGCAGAGAAUGCCAUACUGGCUUGCACUGAAACGGUAUUGGCGACCGCUUUUAGGUGCAGCAUCAACAUGGUUCUUGUAUAACUGGAUCUCUAUUCCCUUCGGAAUUUUCAGCUCAACAAUCAUAUCAAGAGCCAACGUAGAGGAAAGUCUUGUUAAAACGCUCGGGUGGGGCGUAGUAAUCAACUGUUUUUACAUCCCCGGCCCUUUCAUCGGUGGGUACCUAUCGGACAAAUUUGGGAGACGUCAGACCAUGGCUUUGGGUUUUACGUUGCAAGCAAUUCUCGGUUUUGUCCUCGGAGGCGCGAUGAAUCCUAUCCAGGGUGUAUUUCCUCUUUUUGUUGUCCUCUACGGCAUAUUUUUGACGCUUGGCGAAGUUGGCCCAGGAAGUACCGUUGUUCUGAUAGCCUCCGAGUGCUUUCCCACGUCCAUACGUGGCCAGAUGAUGGGGCUUAUCUCGGCCUUUUCGAAAGCGGGAGCUGCGAUUGGCACACAGGUGUUUACUGCGAUUUUGAACAAGUACACCACCGAUCCAUCCAAGGGAAAUCAAGUCGCAUUUCUGAUUGGUUCUGGGUUCGCUGUUCUUGGUGCUAUCAUCGCGCUUUUCGUGAUUCCAGACAUCUCAAGGCACCUGAAUGACGACGAUGAAGCUUGGAAGAAGUACCUAGCUGAGAAUGGCUGGGACGCUCAAUGGGGCGACGAGGUGACACGCGAUCCGACCGGUGUUGUUAUGGAUAAAGCUGCGUCUUAG
This is a messenger RNA of Colletotrichum abscissum, 1560 nucleotides long. RefSeq names its product major facilitator superfamily transporter. The record is from RefSeq and is a predicted model, not a curated record. Gene Ontology annotation, cellular component: membrane. Lineage: Eukaryota; Fungi; Ascomycota; Sordariomycetes; Glomerellales; Glomerellaceae. Gene Ontology annotation, molecular function: transmembrane transporter activity. Gene Ontology annotation, biological process: transmembrane transport. Bases 1 to 1560 code for a protein of 519 amino acids. The transcript is spliced from 4 exons.